UGUCUUUGCAGUUAGUAGAACAAGUAUUUAGCUGGUUUAACAGUCAGGACCCCAAAAUGUGGAACUGUCAUAUGCAAGAAUAUCCAAGCGGUAUGCUCCCUGAGGCCAUAAUUCCCCCCAGCGAUGAACACAGUUAUGCACAAUGGCUCAAAGAGCAGGAUCCAGAAAACCCUCAUUCGAAAUCUCAAGAUCUGCAGAAUGUGAACUCUCAGUUCUUCACGGAUGAAAGACAGUGCUCCCUCUGCCAGCAACAUGGAGAUGCCAAACCGAAUAAUGCUGGUAGGCUGCUUUAUAUUGGACAGAAUGAAUGGGCUCAUGUGAACUGCUGCAUGUGGUCGGCAGAGGUGAAGGAUGUCAAAGGAGCUUUGCUGCAUGUCCACAGUGCCGUCACCAGGGGCCGCCUCAUGCGUUGUGAGCAUUGUGGCCAAACAGGGGCGACUGUGGGCUGUUGUCUUACCUCGUGUCAGAGUAACUACCACUUCAUGUGUGCUCGUGCCAGCAGCUGCGUCUUCCAGUGUGAUAAGAAAGUGUACUGUUACAAACAUCGGGACCUCAUAAACACUAAGAUUGAACAAGGCAAUGGGUUUGAAGUUCUCAGAAGGGUCUACGUAGAUUUUGAUGGAAUUAGUCUGCGUAGGAAGUUUCUAACAGGCUUGGAGCCAGAGUCUGUAAAUGUGAUGAUUGGGUCUCUACAUGUACAAAAACUUGGUGUUCUGACGGAGCUGUCUGCAAAUUCUGGAAAAUUGUAUCCAGUUGGUUACCAAUGUUCUAGAUGGUAUUGGAGCACCGUUGACCCUCGCAGGAGAUGCCGGUACACUUGUAAAGUGACAGAGGUGCGACCAUCAACACGGUGCAGAGCUCCUAGCUCCAUGGUGGAUCAGGGAGAAAAUCACACAAUUGUACACAGUCCAAAAGCUCACAAUGAUGAAGAGGGCACAGAUAGCGAGUCCUUGUCACCUGAGAUGCCCCCCAGCACCCCCUCCAAGACCAAACAAGACUUAGGGGCUGGAGGCAAGACUCCUGGCUAUCCACACAGCAGGAGACCAACAGGGGGACUGUCCAGACCAUUACCUUCCCCAGGGUCCAUCUCUCAGCUGGAUGGAGCUGACAAUGACUCGGAGAGUGAUACAGGUGAAGCCAAUGCAGCUGAUGAUACUCAGGAAGUAGGAAGAAUUCAGGAAAUAACUUCUUUAGAAGACGCUGAAAACGUAUUUAUUGAUUCUGAAGUAUCGAACGGACAAGUGUCAUUUGCAGAUCAACUACAGGCCACAACCCCUCUCCUUUGCAAAGACAGUGAUCUUGUUACGACCCAAGAAGAAGUCUUGCUCGAAAAUGAAUCAACAGAAUGUUUGCAGGAAAUGUUCUUGGAUGACACCAGUGGGAAUUUCAUAUCUGCUGUUGAUGGAAGAGUUCUGGAUUUGACAAAAAAUGCUGCUUGUCUUGUGGCGGCAACUGAUUCCUCACCAGUAAACAAGGAUGAUGCUGUUUUAAAGAGAGGUCUGUCACCUGUUGAGAAACUGGCGACCGCUGUGCCAAUGAGUAGUACUAAAACAAUUCAUGUUGUUGCACCAGCUGCUCUCACAAAACGACGCUUUGUGACCAUACAACCGGGCUCCAAACCCAAACCCUUCCAUAUGACAAUGCCUGUUGCCAACUCUCUACCACUAUCCUUGCCUGUCAGUGUUGUCUCAUCUUCUCCCACCUUUUCUGUUGCACCACAAGGAACUCAUCUUGCUCCUGCUUCAGUUUUAAUAAAUGGUUUUGGAGCUCUACCUAGGGAAGCCACUAAGGGUCAUAGGAUUGCCAUACGCAUUGCCACCCCAAAACGAGUGUCUGAACAGUCUCUGCCCCAGAGUUCACCUGGUACACCUCUUACACCUCAGGUUCUUCUGGUCAACCGUGCGGGACAGAUUCUAGUGAAAAACCCGCAAACGAAUACAUACCAAUUAACUAACUCUAAUUCUCCCUCGUACACCCAAAUCAGCCAGAUUGCGAAGAUAAUCCACAGCAGUAAUGUUCUCCAGCGACCUGUCCCUAAGGUUACAGUGAUACCAGUGCCGCAGGUUCAGGCUAGUCUCGGCAAAACCACACCAACACGUAUCAUAUCUUACAGCAGCAACAACAGAGCAACACCACCAACCCAGGUGCUAAUCAGGAGGAUUCCUCAGAGUCAUCCUGGAAGCCAAUUACACAGCACCAGUCCGUCAAUAGAAAGAACUGGCUUGAUUUCUGAAAGUGGGCAGAAGGCAGUGGCCCAGGAGAUAAUUGACAAAGCAAUGGCAAGUCACCGUGAAAUAGCCAGUCCCACUGACAUAAGCCCUUCUCCACUCCACCUUGAAAAACGCCUCUCUCCUGAAUCAAAGGAUUCAUUCCCUGGCUUUCAUCUUCAGACUCAACCCAACAUUUUGUCCCACUCCAGACCUCAAGUCAAGGUCAAGAGAGUGUCUUCAGUAACUGAUCGAAUUGGUGUGAAAAGAUGCCGUACUGACUUCUUGGACCAGAUGGGUCCUUGUUCUCAGAGUGACAACAGCAGAUCAAACCGGGUUAGAAUAAAGGCCCCAAGUUUUAAGGAUGUGCUCGACUUUGACGACCCUGAUGUUGGAUCUCUUAACCAGCCAAAGAACGAUGAAAAUAAGAGAAUUACUCCAAAUCAAUCAGAGCCCACUUCAGUGCAGGGAAAUGACACACGGGACAGUGCUAAAUCUCAGUGUACGAGCUACAAACAUGGUGAUUCCUCAGAAUGGGCCCCCUAUGCAGGUUGGAGUUCAGACGAGGACUCUCCAUCAACAGGCAAGCAGGAUAAGUGUGCCAGUCAUUAUCUGCCCCAUCUAUGCUUCCAGAUUACCAGUGAGGAUGGCUUUAGCGUAGAAGCUGACAGCAUGGAUGUGGCGUGGAAGGCAGUAAUGGACGGUGUCCAGGAGGCACGGGUAGGCUGUCGGCUAGAGCAGUUUCCCUUCAACAGGAUAAGUGGUGCCAGGGUUCUGGGUGUCCUCCACGAUGCUGUGCUCUUUCUGCUGGAGCAGCUGCAGGGUGCUUCCCUCUGCCAGAAACACAGUUUUCGUUUCCACCAGCAUGAAGUACCGGAAGAAGAGCUGCCAAUAAACCCCAGUGGCUGUGCCCGUGCAGAGGUCUAUGUGCGAAAAUCUACCUUUGAUAUGUUCAAUUUCCUGGCAUCGCAACAUCGUCAGCUUCCUGAGUCAAGGCCAUGUGAUGAUGAGGAGGAUGACGUUAUGCUAAAAUCCAGCAGACGAGCCACAAGUACAGAGUUGCCAAUGGCUAUGAGGUUCAGACACUUGGAGAAAACCUCUAAAGAGGCUGUGGGAGUUUACAGAUCUGCUAUACAAGGUCGUGGUCUUUUCUGCAAGAGGAACAUUGAGGCUGGAGAGAUGGUGAUCGAGUACGCUGGCAACGUCAUCCGCGCAGUUCUCACUGACAAAAGGGAGAAAUACUAUGACAGCAAGGGCAUCGGCUGCUAUAUGUUUCGCAUUGACGACUUUGAUGUGGUGGAUGCCACCAUGCACGGAAACGCGGCACGAUUUAUAAAUCACUCCUGCGACCCUAACUGUUACUCAAGAGUCAUCAAUGUGGAGGGCCAGAAGCACAUCGUUAUAUUCGCCCUGCGGAAGAUUUACCGUGGAGAAGAGCUUACCUAUGACUACAAGUUCCCCAUUGAAGAUGCAAACAACAAGUUGCACUGUAACUGUGGGGCCCGGCGCUGCCGACGCUUCCUGAACUAAAACUGGCUUGUUUACUCAAUAGUUUAGGAGGGGAUAUUUUGGUAUGGGUGGCUAUUUUUGAAUGAAGACACUCAUUACAGGUGCUUAAUGGUGCGGAGAUGAAGAAAACACAAUAUUGAGAUUGUUUGGCAGGGUGUAUGGCCUUUUUAGACCACCAGCACGUCUUGAUUGGUUACCUCGAGUGAGUUAUAUUUCCUACCCCAACAUUUAACAACCCAGUAACGUCCUGCACUGGAUGAGGCCGUUGGCUUUGAUUCAACAAUUAAAAAUUGUGACCUCAAACGAAUACCCUUUACUUAACUAUUUCACCUGUCCUUGUGCUACUUUGUCCCAGCAUGCCUUUCAAAUCUUGCCACUGGUGGCUGGUAAUGCAGUAGAUCUAUUCUGGAAUGAGCCUUUAGUGUCAGAAUAAAUGUACAGUGGUUUUAA
Molecule: messenger RNA, 4166 nt
Organism: Carassius auratus (goldfish)
Lineage: Eukaryota; Metazoa; Chordata; Actinopteri; Cypriniformes; Cyprinidae
Product: histone-lysine N-methyltransferase 2B-like
Exons: 19
Coding region: 57-3737 (1226 amino acids)
Biological process (GO): positive regulation of DNA-templated transcription
Cellular component (GO): nucleus; histone methyltransferase complex
Molecular function (GO): histone H3K4 methyltransferase activity; protein binding
Source: RefSeq, a predicted model, not a curated record